Messenger RNA from Epinephelus lanceolatus (giant grouper), 2100 nucleotides. NCBI's taxonomy places the organism in Eukaryota, Metazoa, Chordata, Actinopteri, Perciformes, Serranidae. The record is from RefSeq and is a predicted model, not a curated record.
AGCCCUGAGGCAGCUGCUCUCUGCAGGUUUGAUGCCCCGUUCAGAGCCCCAUUGCUUGCGCUGAAAAUGACCCUGCCUCUCCGCCGUGCAGGAAUGGCCUCUACUGGGAACCUUUCAGAAGAGCAGGUGCACUGCUCCAUAUGUCUGGACGUCUUCACCAACCCUGUAUCCAUCCCCUGCGGACACAACUUCUGCCAGAGCUGCAUCCUGGGAUACUGGAAAACCAGCCCAUUGUACCAGUGUCCUAUGUGUAAGAAGUCUUUCUACAAAAGGCCCGAUAUUAGUGUUAACACGGUCCUGAGGGAGAUCGCAGAGCAGUUCAAGGAGAUCAGGGUUAGAAGUGCGGAGGAAAAGGUGAGCAAGGAGAAGGAAGUCGAGGGAGAAAGGAAGUGGACGAUGGAGAGAAAGAAAAAGGAGGAUGAGGAGAGGCUUUUGGAGAAAGAUCAGAUGCAGCAGGUGCUGGAGGAGCUGAAGCAGAAGCAAGAGGAGGAGAAGAGCAAGAAAGCAGAGAAAAUGCCAUCACAAGAGGAGUUACCACCGCUGAUCCCCCCUGUGCCACCGCCCAGAACCUCUCCUCCACGAUCACCCAAAGUCACAGCUCAGGGUCCGCCACCGCCUCCUCUGCCCCAGACAUCACCUCCACCCUCGCCUCAAAUCGCUGCUUCUCCAACACCUCAAACCCCACCUCCACCUCCCUCCUCUUCACUCCCACCUCUUCUGUGGGAGGAAGUCCUCUGUGAUGUCUGCCUGGGUAACGGCAGGCCAAAAGCAGUCAAAUCCUGCCUCGUGUGUUUGACUUCCUACUGCGAGGAGCACCUGAAAUCUCACUCGUCCAGGUUCACCAAGCACAAACUGAUGGAGCCCGUUGCCAAUAUGGAGGACAGGAUGUGUCCGAAGCACCAACGGCUUCUGGAGCUGUUCUGUAAGAAGGAUCAGACCUGUGUGUGCGUGCUCUGUACCGAGACGGACCACAGGGCGCACUACACCGUCCCCGUGGAGAGGGAGUGGACAGAGAAAAAGGCGCAGCUAAAGCGGACAGAAAUAGACGUCCAGCAGAUGAUCCAGGACAGAGUGCAGAAGGUGGAGGAGAUCAAACACUCGGUGCAACAAAACAAAGCCAGCGCUCAGAGAGAGGUGGAGGAAAGUGUGCAGGUCUUCUCAGAGCUGGUGCGCUCCAUCCAGAAGACUCAGAGCGAGCUGGUUUUGGCCAUUGAGGAGAAGCAGAGGCAGACGGAGAGGUGGGCUGGAGGCCUCAUCGCUGAACUGGAGCAGGAAAUCGUCGAACUGAAGAGGAGGAAUACAGAUUUAGAAAACGUGGCUCGGACCGACCAUAUUCACUUCUUAAAGAGCUACCCAGCCCUCAGCACUCCUCCCUCUGUCAAAGACUGGUCUGAGACCAGUGUUCCCACUGACAUAUGUGUAGGCAUGAUCAGGAGAGCCGUGUCCAAACUGGAGGCAACAUUGAAUGAAAUGAUUGAAAAACUGUCUGAAAGUGAGAUCAAGAAGAUUGCCAAAUAUACAGUGGAUGUCACUCUGGACCCUGACACAGCCAACCCGUGGUUGCAGCUUUCUCAGGACAGACGUCAGGUGAGACACCUGGGUGCAUGGCAGGACCUCCCAGACCAUCCUGAACGCUUCGACACAGUGGUCAUUGUUCUGGGCCGCGAGGGCUUCACCUCAGGGAGACAUUACUGGGAAGUUCAGGUGGGGGACAAGGAUGACUGGUACAUGGGUGUAGCCAGGUCUUCUGUCAACAGAAAGGGCAGGAUCUCUGUAAGCACCACCCAGGGAUACUGGGCUCUUGCCAUGAAGAAAGGCCAAGGGUACCGGGUGUCAACAUCUCCGCCAAUAGCUCUGACCCUCAACCCCAAGCCCAAGCGAGUGGGUGUGUACGUGGACUACGAGGAGGGGCAAGUGUCCUUUUAUGAUGUGAGAGCUUGGACUCAUAUUUACACAUUCAAAGAUAAGUUCAUGGAGAAGAUCUUACCCUUUUUCUACCUGUACUGCUGCGACAAAGCUUCUGAUACCCUCGUGAUUUGUCCUGUGAAUGAAAAAACUGUGAUCAAGCAAAGCUAAGGACAAAGUUUGACAGUAAAAACA